UCAGAAAGAAAGGAAAUUUACAAGUGCAAUCGAAUCUCUAUCGCCGCAAUCGAAGAGCUUAACGCAGCCGGCAGUACCAGUCGGCUGUUCUAGAUAAAAGAUUAUCGUAUUUGUUGUAGGAAUACCAACUCCUUUGCAUUCUCUUUAAGUGGAUUGUAAGAGAGUGAUCAAGAAUUGCAAACAUGUCUCGAAAAGGAUUAAUGGAGCAGGAUCUGAGUAAACUGGAUGUGACAAAACUACAUCCACUCUCCCCUGAAGUUAUCUCGCGUCAGGCUACUAUAAACAUUGGGACUAUUGGACAUGUGGCUCAUGGAAAGUCCACGGUUGUGAAAGCAAUUUCUGGUGUUCAGACUGUUCGUUUUAAAAAUGAGUUGGAGCGCAAUAUCACUAUUAAGCUUGGAUAUGCAAAUGCAAAGAUCUAUAUAUGCGAGGAUGAAAAGUGCCCUAGGCCUAUGUCUUAUAAGGCAUAUGGAAGUGGAAAGGAAGACACUCCUAUGUGCGAUGUACCCGGAUACGAAAACUCCAAGAUGAAGCUUCUGAGGCACGUGUCUUUUGUUGAUUGCCCUGGACAUGAUAUUCUCAUGGCUACUAUGCUUAAUGGAGCAGCAAUCAUGGAUGGAGCAUUACUCUUGAUAGCUGCUAAUGAAAGUUGUCCUCAACCUCAAACUUCCGAGCACUUGGCUGCGGUUGAAAUAAUGCGGCUCCAACAUAUAAUAAUUCUCCAGAAUAAGGUUGACCUAAUUCAGGAAAAUGUAGCCAUCAAUCAACACGAAACAAUUCAGAAAUUUAUCCAGAAUACUGUUGCGGAUGGUGCACCUAUUAUCCCAGUUUCUGCGCAGUUGAAAUACAAUAUCGAUGUUGUGUGUGAAUACAUUGUGAAAAAGAUCCCCAUUCCCGAAAGAAAUUUUAUUUCACCUCCAAACAUGAUCGUUAUCCGAUCUUUUGAUGUCAAUAAGCCCGGUUUUGAAGUUGACGAAAUUAGAGGCGGUGUUGCUGGUGGAAGCAUUCUCAAAGGUGUCUUGAGGGUUAAUCAGUUUAUUGAGGUUCGCCCCGGGAUUGUGGUGAAGGAUGAGAGUGGGAAUAUUAAAUGCACACCGAUUUAUUCUAGGAUUGUAUCGUUGUACGCUGAGCAAAAUGAGCUGCAAUUUGCUGUUCCUGGAGGCCUCAUUGGUGUUGGUACUACCAUGGACCCCACAUUGACACGUGCUGAUAGAUUGGUUGGUCAGGUUCUUGGAGAGGUCGGAUCUCUCCCUGAUGUUUUUGUCGAACUGGAGGUGAACUUUUUCUUGUUGAGACGUCUUUUGGGUUUGAGAACGAAGGGAACAGAGAGGCAAGGAAAGGUUGCAAAGCUGACGAAGGGAGAGAUUCUGAUGUUGAACAUAGGUUCGAUGUCUACAGGUGCUCGAGUUAUUGCUGUAAGGAAUGACUUGGCAAAACUGCAGCUGACAUCACCAGUCUGCACCAGCAAAGGCGAGAAAAUUGCUCUUAGUCGACGUGUUGAGAAGCAUUGGCGUCUUAUCGGUUGGGGUCAGAUACAAGCUGGUGUCACCCUUGAAGUUCCUCCCUGCCCGAUUUGAGACAGCAAAGAGAAAAGUAGAGAAGAACCGGGUAAAAGAGAAACUUUUUCGUAACAAACUAGGUUUAAAUUAUGUGGGAGGGGAGAGAACUUCUUGGUACUAUUUUUGUGAGAUGGAGAAGAAAACUUGAUGGUUUGAUUGGAUUUGGUUUUAUUAGUGAUUCAUUCAUCUUGUUCUUUGUGUGAGCUUCUUCUAUUGACAUAUUAGGAAUAAUUUCUUUUCAAUUUUCAUUGGCAUAAGAUUGUGUGGAUCAAUUGCUUCUAAAUGUAUUUGUUGUUGGUGUUGGAUUUA
This is a messenger RNA of Impatiens glandulifera, 1868 nucleotides long. RefSeq names its product eukaryotic translation initiation factor 2 subunit 3, X-linked-like. The record is from RefSeq and is a predicted model, not a curated record. The transcript has 9 exons. Gene Ontology annotation, cellular component: cytosol; eukaryotic translation initiation factor 2 complex. Bases 183 to 1577 code for a protein of 464 amino acids. Gene Ontology annotation, molecular function: translation initiation factor activity; GTPase activity; GTP binding. Gene Ontology annotation, biological process: formation of translation preinitiation complex; positive regulation of translational fidelity. NCBI's taxonomy places the organism in Eukaryota, Viridiplantae, Streptophyta, Magnoliopsida, Ericales, Balsaminaceae.